CGCCACCGUGGUGCCAGUUCGCUCGUGUUCGCUGGCACUGGGCCCAUGUGUCACCGUGUCAAGCGUGUUGAUGUGACUAGGUUUGGCAAGCUUGUAAACUGUCCCUAUCGCAGGAACACUAAAUCCAAUACGUCACAUGCGCUACCGAAAGACCGGGAGACACGCUGAGCUGGUCGAACCUGCCCGAAUGCAAACCUGUCGUUUCCAAUUUACUACCUUUUGAUUUUAAAUUAACCAAGAUAUUGUAGGAACUGGGACGCCUUCGUGAUUCGCUUCUCCGAGUGAAGGGUUUGGGCCUUGUCGCGAGUCUUGCGGAGCGACGCGUUGACGUCUUGCGGGGCUUUACUGCGCACUCGCGGUCAUGGACCCGCCUCCAUACGAGAGCGUGCUCCAAGACCAUGGGACAAACAAUUUCUUCGCACCAGCAACUGUCAACAAGGAGUUUGAGAUCGAGGUGACGGACCCGGUGAAGCAGGGCGAUGGAGUGGCCGCGUACGUGUCGUACAAGGUGCGCACCAAGACCACGCACCCCAGCUACGCAGCGCCCUUCAAUGAGGUCAUCCGCCGCUUCCGCGACUUCGCCUGGCUGCACGACAAGCUGGUAGAAAAGAACAAGGGACUGAUUGUGCCGCCGCUGCCCGAGAAGAGCGCGGUGCAGAAGUACCAAAUGUCCACCGACUUCAUCGACCAGCGGCGGAGAGCGCUGCAGGUGUUUGUGACGCGUGUGGCCUGCCACCCGGUACUCAAGGACAGCCGCGAGCUGAACACCUUCCUGCAGGCGAACGAGGAGGCGUGGAUGCUCGAGAUCGCCAAGUGGCAGGCGGAGACGUCGGCGCAGCACCGACCGGUGAACGCAGCGGCGCAGUGGCUCAAGAGCCUGCAGCACAGCGCACAGAGCCUGGUGUCGGGGCGGGCGGAGGAGAUCCAGGAGGACGCCGAGUACAUCAAGAUCCGGGACUACGUCAACAGCCUGGAGGCGCACCUAAACGAGGCGCACCGGCAGGCGGGCCGCCUACUGCGCAAGGAGGCAGACCUGGGGUCAGCGCUGUCGGAGUUUGCGACCGCGGCGGAGGCGCUGGGCAAGCAGGACGAGGUGGGGCCCAUGCGUUCCGCCUUCGGCUGCCUGUUCAACCGCGCCGGCGAGGUGGCGGCACUGUCCAAAGCGCGGAGCGAGGCGCUCGUGAACGAGUUCGCGGCGCCGCUCAAGGAGGCGGCGCGCACCAUCAAGAGCGUGCAGGUUGCCAUGGGCGACCGCUCGGCAGCACUGACCGCGUACUCGCAGGCCAAGAGCGACCUGGACAGCAAGAAGGUGCGCCUGGCCAAGCUGCGCGGCACACCAGGGCUGAAGGAGGACAAGAUCGCGGAGACGGAGCGCGAUGUCAACGAGGCCGACCAGCGCCUGCGGAACGCCAAGCUCGGGUACGAGACGAUCCGGGACACGAUGCGCGAGGAGCUGAACCGCUUCCAGAAGGAGCGCGCCAGCGAGAUGUCGGCGCUGCUGCGCGACUUCGCGCUGGCGCAGGCGGCCUACACGGCGGCGCAGGCCAAAGCCUGGGGCGAGCUGCUCGCGGACCUGCAAAACGUGCCGCAAUGAAAGGCGACCAGCGUCGAGGCGUCAAGAUACGGCCGCGGAGUACGGUAGCUGCGUUUGUUAUGCUCUUCUGCAGGUGCUGUCUGUACGGUACGGACUGCGUGUGGCCUUCCACCGGGGCUGUAUUACGCAGGCCGUGUUACGCAGGCCGCCGGGCUACCGAGAGUUGGGGUUGCGGCCCACGGUCGCCACGUUGGCGGUUUGGCACGUGCCGAAGAGGGCGGGAAGCGGGGCCGAACCAUGGGCCAGCGGGGCAGACAGCAACAAACAAGCAGGUGUUGACGCGUAAUUUGACCGGGAUAUCUAAUUGGUAUUAUGAUGAAGCUUUAGACGUGUGGAACUCAGGAUUUGAGGCAGGGCCGACGGACUGGGUGCUGGCGGUUGUGUGCCUGCAAACUUCGGGUUAUGCAUAUGGUGUUUGUUUGCGGUAACGAGAUGUAUCAGCCGAACUCAAUUUGAAAUAACCCGCAUAACCCGGCGCCCUCGCUGUUUUUGGCGAGCGUCUGUUCGGCCCUUCAACGACAACAUAAGUUGCUUGCAUAAUGUGUAAGAUCUUAAGAUG
This is a messenger RNA of Chlamydomonas reinhardtii, 2153 nucleotides long. RefSeq lists its product as uncharacterized. Gene Ontology annotation, molecular function: phosphatidylinositol binding. The record is from RefSeq and is a predicted model, not a curated record. Lineage: Eukaryota; Viridiplantae; Chlorophyta; Chlorophyceae; Chlamydomonadales; Chlamydomonadaceae. The transcript is spliced from 10 exons. Bases 362 to 1594 code for a protein of 410 amino acids. Gene Ontology annotation, cellular component: endosome.